CCCCAGGAAUAUCCAAAAUAUCAUCUGGAACAUCCCAAAUCCCCCCUGGAACAUCCCAGAUCCUUCUGGAGUAUCCCAAAUCCCCCUGGAACGUCCCAAAUCCCCCCUGGAACAUCCCAAAUCCCCCCUGGAACGUCCCAAAUCCCCCUGGAACAUCCCAAAUCCCCCUGGAACAUCCCAAAUCCCCCUGGAACGUCCCAGAUCCCCCUGGAACGUCCCAGAUCCUUCUGGAACAUCCCAGAAUUCUGAUUCCCGGCUCCUUCCCGCAGUGCUGGCUCCGGACGAGGAUGACCUGGUGGCCAUGGAAGUGACGUCCCCUCCUCCCAUUCCCAAAAAAAGCUCCGGGAAUUUGGUGCUGGAGCCGCCCCCGCCCCGCCUCGGGACCAAGCUCUCCCCGGAGCCCCCCGGCAGCAAAGCCGAGCCCCAGGAUUCCAAAGCCCCCAGCCUGACCACGUGCGAGGUGUGCGGCGCCUGUUUCGAGACGCGCAAGGGCCUCUCGAGCCACGCGCGCUCCCACCUGCGCCAGCUCGGCGUGGCCGAGUCCGAGAGCUCCGGCGCUCCCAUCGACCUCCUGUACGAGCUGGUGCGGCACAAAGCCAAAGCCGACGGCAAAUCCUCGUCCCCCAAAGAGCCGGCGGUGCCGGCGGCGCCGCGCCCGGAGCCGCCGCUCAACAAAGCCAUCAAAUCCCCGCCGGGUUUCGGCAAGGCGGCGCCGGGCUCGCCGGGGCUGC
Molecule: messenger RNA, 731 nt
Organism: Cyanistes caeruleus (blue tit)
Lineage: Eukaryota; Metazoa; Chordata; Aves; Passeriformes; Paridae
Source: RefSeq, a predicted model, not a curated record